CGCCGCCCCGCCCGCAAUCCCGGCCCCCCGCCCCGCCGGCCGCCCCCGCCGCGCUUGCCACGUCCCCGCUCGGCGGGGCCAAUGGGCGGGCGGCGCCAGGUGUGUGCUACCUGCACCACGUGGGGCGGGGGGGGCAGGUAGGGCCGCGGCCCCGCGCAGAAAAGCCCGCAGCCAUUGCGCGCUUCCCAGGGGUGCAGCCGGCGUGGGAGCGGCCGCUGCCCGCCCCGGGAAGGAGAGGGGGUGGGAAGGGAAGGGGGGCAGCCCGCCGUGCGCGUCCCCCGCGCCAGGUCCUCGGGGGUGCGGCUGCAGCUGGGGGCUCAGCCGCUCGGGUCUCGCUCGGAAGUACCUCGGGCAGGGAAAGUUUCUGGCCUUUUUCUCUUCCUUCCCCCCCCCCCCUUCACCCCUUUCCCCCUUUUUUUUGCUGCUUUCCACUGACCCGGUGGCACCAUGACGGCGUCUCCCGACUACCUGGUGAUCCUCUUCGUGACCACGGCGGGCACCAACGGGGCAAGGCUGGGCUCGGAUGAGCGAGAGCUGCUCCAGCUCCUGUGGAAAGUGGUCGACCUGAGGAGUAAGGAGCUGGGGCACCUGCACGAUGUGCUGGUCCGGCCUGACCACCUGGAGCUGACGGCUGAGUGCCAGGAGAUCGCCCAGGUGGAUGUGGAGAGCCUGGCCCUGGCCGCACCGCUGGAGCAGGCGUUGAGACAGUUUAAUCAGUCUGUGAGCAAUGAGCUGAACAUCGGUGUAGGUACUUCCUUCUGUUUCUGUACUGAUGGACAGUUGCACAUUAGGCAGGUUCUGCACCCUGAAGCUUCCAAAAAGAAUAUCUUGCUGCCUGAAUGCUUCUACUCCUUUUUUGACUUGCGGAAAGAGUUCAAGAAGUGUUGCCCUGGCUCACCUGACCUUAGCAAGCUCAACGUUGCAGCCAUGACAGAAUAUUUAAAUCUUGGCAAGAACAGUCCAACGUUUCCCUAUGGAGCCUCUCAGGUUGAAGAUAUGGGAAAUAUUAUUUUAACACUAAUAUCUGAACCAUACAAUCACCGAUUUUCAGAUCCAGAAAGAGUAAACUACAAAUUUGAAAGUGGGCCUUGCAGCAAGAUGGAACUUGUGGAUGACAAUGCUGUUAUCCGAGCAAGAGGAUUGCCAUGGCAGUCAUCCGACCAGGACAUAGCGAGAUUCUUCAAAGGCCUAAACAUAGCCAAGGGAGGUGCUGCGCUCUGCCUCAAUGCCCAGGGUAGGAGAAAUGGGGAGGCUCUUGUGAGGUUCGUAAGUGAAGAGCAUAGAGAUCUAGCACUACAAAGGCACAAGCACCACAUGGGGAAUCGAUACAUUGAGGUAUACAAGGCAACAGGUGAAGACUUCCUUAAAAUCGCAGGAGGCACUUCCAACGAGGUUGCACAGUUCUUGUCGAAAGAGAACCAAGUGAUUGUCAGGAUGCGAGGUCUUCCUUUCAACGUAACGACAGAAGAAGUGCUGACAUUCUUUGGUCAGCACUGCCCUGUAACAGGAGGAAAGGAGGGAAUCCUAUUUGUCACAUACCCUGACAGCAGGCCAACAGGGGAUGCCUUUGUCUUGUUUGCUUGUGAAGAAUAUGCACAAAAUGCACUGAAAAAGCAUAAGGACUUGCUAGGGAAGAGGUACAUUGAACUCUUUAGGAGCACUGCAGCAGAAGUUCAGCAGGUGCUGAACCGGUACUCUUCCACACCUCUCAUUCCUCUCCCAACACCUCCAAUUCUUCCAGUAUUACCUCAGCAAUUUGUGCCUCCCACUAAUGUCAGAGACUGUAUACGUUUGCGUGGUCUUCCCUAUGCUGCUACUAUAGAGGACAUCCUGGAGUUCUUGGGGGAGUUUUCUACAGAUAUUCGGACCCAUGGAGUUCACAUGGUACUAAAUCACCAGGGACGUCCGUCAGGAGAUGCUUUUAUUCAGAUGAAAUCUGCAGACCGAGCUUUUCUGGCUGCACAGAAGUGUCAUAAGAAGACUAUGAAGGACAGAUAUGUUGAAGUCUUUCAAUGUUCUGCUGAGGAGAUGAACUUUGUAUUAAUGGGGGGCACUUUAAAUCGAAAUGGCUUGUCCCCACCACCAUGUAAGUUACCAUGCCUUUCACCCCCUUCCUACUCUUUUCCGGCUCCUGCUGCGGUUGUGCCAACAGAAGCUGCUCUGUAUCAGCCAUCCAUGCUCCUGAACCCACGAACGCUUCAGCCCUCCACAGCGUACUACCCUGCUGGGACUCAGCUCUUCAUGAACUACACAGCAUACUACCCCAGUAUGCAGCAGAGGAUGGACUUGUACACACAAGUGAUCCGGCCAGGACAGUGUCCAAAGAAUGGAUUUGCAUUUAAAGGCCCCAGCAGUUAGACUUCCUUAGAGAAGUGACCUGCACAACUUUUUCAUGCAGAUUCCCCUACCCUUUCUGAUGUUUUGAACAAACACAGCAAGCCUAGAUGGAGAUUUUUGUAUUCCCAGUUUUUCCACUGCUCAAGUCAAUUGUGCUCGAGAAAAGUCAUCAGAACUCUGGAAAUCAGCAGAUGGGCCUCUGUUUUAAAGUUAAUGCACAGUUUUCAGACAUGCGCACAUAGAUCACUAAGCCUUUCACUGAGAGCAAGCCCCUGAGGGCUGCUUCUUGAUAAAGAAAGUAUUAAGCUGCUCUUAGCACAGGAAUAGUUUAGCCUGAACCUACAAAGUCUGAUCUACUAUGUUCUCUGAAAUAACAAGUCUUUUUUUACCUAAUUUUGCACACAAAGUUGUUCUUUUUUAAAAAAGGAAGUAUUUUAAGACCUCUAAUUGUGCUUCUGACAUUUUUAUAAAAAACUUGUUUUCUUGUCUUGUACAUAUUUGUCUAAUCUGUGCAAAAGAAGCCUCUGUAAACUUUGUAUACAGGCAUAUUUUACACAGUGCAGAAAUAAUUAGGAAUGUAAAAUGGAUUAUCUGAGUAAGAAAUGCUGUAACUUUGUAAAAAUAUAAGUGCAAGAUGUUAAAUGCUUUGUCUCAGAUUCUUAUUUUGUAUGCUUUCCAUAUGUACUUGGGUAUUUAAAUUUAAAAUGGUUUACAGGAGUAGGCAUUUUCAAACUUUGAUCACACUGCUUAGUCAGAAAACGAGAACUGCAGUUCACAUAUCUCCCAUGAUACUAUUUUAUUUGUUGAACACCAAGCAGGGUAGGUAGAACAGGAAGUAGAACAAUCUCAUAUUUAAGAGAAGUAAUUUGAUCUGUUGUAAGACCCAGGACCUUGUCUGCUUUAAGGGGGGGGUGAGGUGUUUCAGGUAGGGACAGUAGUUUGCGUUAGGUCUCUCUGAACUAGAGCAAGUACUCUUUGACCAUAACUCAGCACCACAACUGUCACUCUUACCAAAGAAAGGAGAUUAUGUACAUGCUCUUACUUAAACUAAUGUCUUUUAGCAGUCUGUG
This is a messenger RNA of Falco peregrinus (peregrine falcon), 3407 nucleotides long. RefSeq names its product epithelial splicing regulatory protein 1 (gene ESRP1). Gene Ontology annotation, molecular function: RNA binding. The transcript has 15 exons. Gene Ontology annotation, cellular component: ribonucleoprotein complex. The record is from RefSeq and is a predicted model, not a curated record. NCBI's taxonomy places the organism in Eukaryota, Metazoa, Chordata, Aves, Falconiformes, Falconidae. Bases 448 to 2358 code for a protein of 636 amino acids.